Messenger RNA from Poecilia latipinna (sailfin molly), 6566 nucleotides. RefSeq names its product NACC family member 2 (gene nacc2). NCBI's taxonomy places the organism in Eukaryota, Metazoa, Chordata, Actinopteri, Cyprinodontiformes, Poeciliidae. Gene Ontology annotation, molecular function: RNA polymerase II cis-regulatory region sequence-specific DNA binding; DNA-binding transcription factor activity, RNA polymerase II-specific; protein binding. The record is from RefSeq and is a predicted model, not a curated record. The transcript has 7 exons. Gene Ontology annotation, biological process: regulation of transcription by RNA polymerase II. The coding region runs from base 2923 to 4704 and encodes 593 amino acids.
GGAAAGGUUUGAUAAAAGAUUGACCCAGUCAAACUCCAGACUUAAAUAUCAAGUCUGGGGCAAUGGUUCAGCGAUGGCAGGACAGAUCAGGAGAUUUAUUGAUGGAUGGAUUUGUGUCUCUUCUGCAGUAUUUCUCCAGCCUGCAAUGGUGAGUGGAGAAAGAGCUGAGCGACAAAGUGAGGCUCAGGAUUUAGGAGUCGGUCACCUAUUGUCAUAAGCUAUGGCUCAUUACCGGAAGAACGAGAUCACUGAUACAGUGAUUUAAGUGAGUUUCCUCUGUAGGCUGGUUCUAAGACAAGGUGAGGGACUUCGCCGUUUGGGGGGAACUUUGUGUACAGUCACCGCUCCUCCGCUUUGAGGAAAUCAGUUGAUGUAACUGAUCUGGAGAACACCUGUUAGUGACAUUGGCCUAAAAAAAAUUCCACUGUAAUUGCACUGAAAAAGUGGUUUUACAAAGUAUUGCCACAGUGGCAACGGAUGCAAAUGAAAGUUUUAAAAAGCAUUUGUCCUUUUCAUUCUCGUGCACAAUUAUGCGCCGCCUUAUGUUGGUCUUUUUCAUUAAAUCCAAAUAUAGUUGAGCCUUAUAGCUGCUCAAAUAUGAUAAAGGUGCAAGGGUGUGAAUACUUUUGCAGGUAGUAGGUGUUUACACAAAUACAAUAAUACAUUUGUUGCACAUCCAUCAAAGCAAUUAGCAUUUUUUUAAGCCUCCCACACAGAUCUUCGUGGAACUCAUAGUCUCCGGUACUGAGCUUCUCGUUGCCGUUGUCCUGUCACCGGCUGCAACAUCCGUCUCCUCUCCUCUCUCAUCCACGUCAAGCGACAUCUAUGGAGGCCGUUUUUUUUUUUUUUCUUUUUUUUUCUGUGCUGGCAAAAAAAAGAAACAGCAGAAGCAGAGAAAUGCCACCUAAAUAAGCAGAGCUACCAAAGCGGAGGUGUAAAUUAAUCAUUUAAUUUAUCAAUUCAUGUGCAAAAUAGGGCUUGUGUGGAGACAGUGCUUUGCUCUGGUUGUGUGUGGGUGUUUUGGCAAGAGAUGUCCUGGCAUGAUUCAGAGAACAUACACGACACUUGCUGAAAAGUAAAAAAAAAAAAAACCUCUCUCUUUAUUUGUCCCCCGCUAUUGUCUCAAAAAGUGGAAAACACCUCUCAGCAAACUUUUCAAACCUUCCAGUUUAACGGCUGGCUGAGUGAAGGAAUGAUGCAUUCUCUCCAGACUUGCGUCAAAGCGGCAAUUCAGAAGUUUCACUAUUCCGUGUCUAAUUAAUUAACAGUGUUCACGACCUCUGCAGGCUUCUCUCAUUUCUCUUUUGUCUGAGUCAUUCCCCUCCCUCUGCUCUGUCGCACCGUAUAGACAUCCGUGUUAAGGGGCAUGUGGCAGAAGUUGCUUCAAUCUAAUUGUCUUUCCCUGCUCGUAUUGUCCUCAAAUGACUUUCUCUCUGUCUCAACUCUCCCCUCCCUCCCUCGGACUUUCUCUCUGCCCAGUCGCUGUCUCGGUCUGUAACUGUAGCCUGUGUUUUUCUCUCCCUCCCACUCCCUGCGACGUAUAGAUACUGCAUUGAUCAGACACGCGCGCAGACACAUGCACACACACACACUCACCGACCCAGCCUCCCACUCCUUUCAUCAUUGAUUCGCCCUGCUCUUCCCUCUUCUCUCGCGCUCUCUCUCUCUCCUCUAUAUUCUCUUGCUCCUCUCUUCCCUCUGUACAGCAGCACUUGUUGAAUUCAGCCCUCAGAGAGUAGAAAGCAAGGAGAGAUAAUGAUAAGGAGGCAUUGAGACGGGGCUGGAGCAGACCGCGAGCAGAGAGAAUGGGGUCUUGGAGGACACAAAGAUAGGAGGCAGGAAGAGGAGGAAAAAAAAAAAAAGUCAUAGAAGCUUCUCUAAGGCAGACACUUUAGGUGAAAGCGGGAGCUGGCCAAACGGAGGGGAAACAUCAGAGUGCUCUUCUUGCUGUCUGUACUACUCCUCAUCUGUCCUGCUCCCGACUCUGCUUAAAGCAGAAAACUCAGAACUGUCUGUGCUAACGGUGAGCAGUAUUUCUGCGUGUUAGCAGAGGAAAAGUUAUGAUGUGCUGUUUUCCUCCAGGUGGAGAGACAAAGACAAUGAUACAAGGUUCAUGGAAGUAACGAAGGUGCAAGUUUUCCUGGAGAAUGGGCUGUGAAGGAAUUCAAGGAACUGUCGGCGUUAACGCGUAAAGAGAAAAUCUGUCUAUCCGAAGCUUAUAAGGGGAGCAAAUGCUGACAAAGAUGAGGCGUCAGCAAAAUGAAGGAGAAUCUAUGAACUCUGACAUGAAAAACUGUCUGUACUCAGUGGGUUUUAUUGCUGAGGGAAAAAAAAAAAAAAAAAAAAGUUAUUGUCAAGGCUAUCUUCCAGGCCAUCAAGGUCCAAGCUGCAGGGAAACUGCUGUUCAUGCAUGACAAGCAAUACAUGGAAUGAGCCUGAGGUUUCCAGGAAUUAAAAGUCAUCUCAAACAACAUAGCCUUAAGAGGUUUCACAACAUUUCUCAUACAGUAGGCAUGGCGUUGUGUUCAUUUUUUUUUUCUCCUGUGGAGUGACUUGGCUCCUCCUUCCUCUCUCCUGUCUGAAUCUCUCACCCACUGUCUUCGCAUAUCCAUCUUUCUUUCACACUCCUCUCACUUCUCCCUCAACUGUAUUCGUUUUCUCACUUAAUUCCAUCUCAGUUUUCAGUCUUUGCUUCCUCCUCUCAGUUGUCGUUCCUUGUAUCUCUCUCUCUCUCUCCCUCUGGCAAAUCUAUUCAUAUUUCACACAUUUUUUUUUUACUUUUGUUUUUUUUUGUUUGUUUUUUUCUUGCUAAAAGAUGUCCUCCAUACAUUUUUUGUUUUGCCUGUUUUGAUUUUACAGAUGUCUUUCUUGGUGGAAGAGUGAAAAUCUGAAAGCCCAUCUUCCUCUCCCCCUUCGGCCAACAUGUCCCAGCUGCUCCAUGUGGAGAUCCCGAAUUUUGGAGCCACGGUUCUGGGCUCCCUCAAUGAGCAGCGGCUGCUGGGACAUCACUGUGACGUAUCCAUAUUGGUAAAAGGUCAGGCUUUUAAAGCCCACCGGGCCGUUUUGGCAGCCAGCAGCCUCUACUUUCGUGACCUCUUCAGCAGCUCAACCAAGUCCCAGUUUGAGUUGCCUUCCUCAGUCACACCUGCUUGCUUUGAGCAGAUCCUCACAUUCUGCUACACAGGGAAGCUAACGAUGGCAGCGAGCGAACAGCUGGUUGUCAUGUACACAGCUGGCUACCUCCAGAUUCAGCAUAUAGUUGAACGAGGCAUGGACCUAAUGUUUAAGGCAAGCUCACCUCACUGUGACUCGCAAACUGCAGGGUCCUUGGAGGAGACGGGAUCGGAGCCGCAGAGUCCUCUCAAUAAUGGUAUCGGCCUGUCAGUAGCCAGCGUUCUGGGAACCCAAAGCUGGUCUACGUCGGCCCUACUCUUGCCGCAGCGUAAAAUCAAAAUAGAAGUGGGUGACCCAACACCGAUUUCCACACCCUCAACACAAACCAAGAUUUCGACCUCGGAGCUGGGGAGCCGGUUGGCGAGGGCCUUCUACACAGCAGCUGGAGGGCCUGCCAUUCCUGGUAUGCCUACCUUCCACCUUCAAGGAACCACUGGAGGCGGAGCCGGGAGCGGGGCAGGCGGAGGAACAGGUGCGGAAAGGUCCAGCCCAGGAGAGUCGAGCCUUCCCACCACAGACAGCCCCACAUCCUACCAGAAUGAUGACGAGGAGUUUGAGGAAGAGCCAUAUGACGGGAUCACAGAGGACGCCUACAGUCAGAUCUAUGGACGUCCCACUAACCCCUAUGGGAUCCAGGACAAGGCAGAGUUGGCAGCAAUGCCAUUGGCCUUGGAAAAUCGCAACUGCGUGCUCAUCCGCAGAGACCUGGUGGCACUUCCUGCAAGCCUCAUAAGCCAGAUUGGCUACCGCUGCCACCCUAAGCUCUACACUGAGGGGGACCCAGGAGAGAAGCUGGAAUUGGUCGCCGGAACCCAGGUGUUCAUGACACGAGGCCAACUUAUGAACUGCCAUCUGUGUGCCGGCAUCAAACACAAAGUGUUGCUCCGUCGCCUCUUAGCCACGUUCUUUGAUAGAAACACUCUGGCAAAUAGCUGUGGGACAGGCAUCCGCUCUUCCACAAGUGACCCAAGCAGAAAGCCCCUGGACAGCAGGGUCCUCAAUGCUGUGAAACUCUACUGUCAAAACUUUAACCCUAACUUCAAGGAGAGUGAAAUGAAUGUGAUCGCUGCUGACAUGUGCACAAACGCAAGGCGGGUCCGCAAGAGAUGGCUCCCAAAGAUCAAGUCCAUGCUGCCUGACGGCAUGGAAGUGUACCGGGCGGGCAUGGGCAUGAGUGCUGCCGCCGCCGUUGGUCUGAACCUAGCCCUCAGUGCCCCUCAGUCAGGAGUUUCCCUUUCCUUCGAGCAUGAUUUGAAGAGCCUAGAGCAACGGUUGUAUCCAGAACGCAAGGACCCUCUCAGGACUCAUGCGGCCAGCCCCGGCGCAGGGUCGGCUGGGGCAGAAGCCGAGGGUGAAGGCGAAGCAGCAGUCCAGGAGGAACAGGAGGAGGAUGACGACGAAGCUGGAUCGGAGGGCGCGGACCGAUCACUGGGGGCGCCGAUCUUGGUGUCGGUGGUCGGAUCGGCAGACACGCCCCCCGAGCAGGGGGCGGAAAGUUUUGGACAAAAUCUGAGGUUGAACGGACACUGAGCGUCCCUCCCCCAUGUCGUGAAAUGCGUCUAACACUCACAUUUACUUCUUCUCGCCGUCUCGUCCGUCACUCUUUCCUCUCCUCCAUGCUUCCUCGACAGGGAAAUUUUGUUCUCCACACACAAAGCUGCACUCGCAACUUUUAUCAGACAAAAAAGUUGGUCGCACAUGCAUGCGCUCGUGUGUGCUUGUGUAUUUGGAGACUUACAUGCAGUGAAAUAAAAUAAAAAAAGAUGAAGAAGAAAGAAACAGCUAUUAAAAGCAUACACAGGCAUGGCAUUAGUCAGUUCGGGUCCAAGUAUGUAUUCAGCACUUGGGGCGUCUGCAGCAUUAUUCCAAAAGGUCAAAUAACAAAACAGAUGGCUGUAAUGAUUCAUCAUAUCAGUGCGACACCACCAACAGCUGGUUUGCAGCAGGUUGUAGUUUGCAGUGUAAUAUUAUUUCAUAAAGUGAUUUGGGGGAAAAUUGUAUUUGAGAAACAUAUCUCUACAGCAAGACCACUUUGCAUCCCAUUACUAUUCAUAUAGAAUGUACUGUGAAAGGCUUGUCUAGAAAAUAAGAAACCUUUGCCUUUAUUUUACCUUGCAUUGCUUUGAACCUGUCCAAUUUUUUUUUGUCACAGCUACAAACUUUAUUGAAUUUUAUUUGGAUUUUACGUGACAGACCAACAAAAACCAGUGCAUGUAUGUGAAUCGAGUUUGAGUCAAUGCUGUAGGGUUUUCUACUAUUCUUAAACAAAUACAUUUUUUUAUUCACCCCCACACUUGAGUCAGUACUUCCUGAACUUCACUGUAAUUUCAGAUCUUCUGAGCAGCUUUGCACAGCAAAACUGAAAGUUCUUGUCCUUUUUUUUCCCUUUGAAAAGAAUGUCAUUUACAGUUAGUCAUUUGCAGAAAUGACUAACUGGGAUUUCUGUAACCCGAAUUCAUCAAAUUGAAUUGAGAGUAUUGAGAAUAUUUCAGAUUUUUAUUUUUUGCUUAAAAUUGAGCAUCUGUUUCUUGUGUGUGUGUGACUGUGAGGCGCAUUCACACACACACAAGAAACAGAUGCUCUGUGCUGAUUUGUCACAUAAAUUCCCUAUAAAAUACAAUGAAAGUUUGCAAUAGUAUGGAUACUUUUACAACACACUGUGUUGUCACUUUUAUGAUGAAAAUUACAAAAAUAUUAUCUUCCGCAAUUACUGAUUUUUUUUUUUUCCCCAUAACUCCAAGAACAAAUGCAACAUAACAAAUCUAUCACACGUAUUUGUUGGUUUCUCGUGCAUAUCUAGUCAGACAUAUCAGACAAGACUGUCAAUGUGAUGCCUGUGUCUGCUCCAGACCACACCUCCCAAGCCGCACAUAUGUACAUCCAAAUAAACACACAAACACUCGCUCAUUCAUCAUUACACUUAUGUAAUCCAAGCGUUUAAUGUACUGAUGUAAUCAAAUGGCACACUGUCCAAAAGAAUAUGUUGCAGUGCUUUCUAACUCCAAAAAUCACAGAAUUCUUGGAGAUGCAGAGACAUGAAUUAAAAAAAAAAAAAAAAACGUGAGAUAAUGUCAAGACUUGCAUGCAUUAAUCCAAACAAUGGCUGGCAGUAUUUGCUAAUGAGAACGGCAGAGUCCAAUUUCUGCAAUGAAAUAAGAUAACAGCUACUUUUGCCUGGAGCUGUGAUGCUUAAAAACUAGAAGCACUUUUUCCAUUUCUUUCUGGGAAAAGGCCGCCAAACGUUACAAAUGAUCUUGAUGUAACCCUGCUUUGACUGUUUCUGACAUUGAAUUAGUCUGAGUUUGUUGUUGUUUUUUUUUAUUUGUACGAAUUCUGCAGAGUGUAUUGUCCACUUAAACGGAGAAGAGUGAAUAUAUGAAGUGCACUACACU